Molecule: messenger RNA, 3021 nt
Organism: Penaeus monodon (black tiger shrimp)
Lineage: Eukaryota; Metazoa; Arthropoda; Malacostraca; Decapoda; Penaeidae
Product: protogenin-like
Biological process (GO): cell-cell adhesion; axon guidance
Cellular component (GO): axon; plasma membrane
Molecular function (GO): protein binding
Source: RefSeq, a predicted model, not a curated record
AUGCUGUGUGCAGAUGCCGCGCGAGCAUCUCCGGGCGCUCGUGGGCUCGGACUUCGCACGAAAGCCACGGCGACGGGGCGGAGACACAGGUCUGCUCCUCCUGCCGACCAAGACGCAAAUUCACGAAAGAUUUUGGCGGAGGACUUAAGGACACGGGAACGACUUUUCCUUUCCUCUUUACUCUCCCUGACUUCAAUUUCGCGCGAGAGGUUGCAUCAUAUCGCGACGCGCAUGCAGGAGCGGGGCAGCCACGGGCGACGCAAGCAAGCAAGCAAGCAAGCAAGCAACAUAGACUGCGGCUCAUUCCAAGCUCUGAUUAGGUCUCGGGGUGAGAUCACGCCUAAAGAAUUUAUUCAAAGCAAAGACUUCAAGCGCAGGUACAAGGGUGAAUCGGGAUCAUGGUCGGCGAGCUGGGACGAGACGAGGCGCGUGUGGGCGGCCCGAGGGUCCACAGUGGUGCUGCAGUGUCGGUUGGGCGGGGCCAGGAGCCAGGGCAGCGGGCAGGGCAGCGGAGUGCCCCUCGACGACUGGAUUAACGUCACUUGGCGUCGAAACAACGUCUCCGUCGAUGACCGGCGCCAUAUUGUAACGGAGGCAGGACACCUCAACAUUACCAAGGUGGUCAAGCGACGGGGCGGCGUGACCGACGAGGGGGAGUACCGUUGCUUGGUGUCCACCCCGAUAGGCGUGAUCACAGGCCCGCCCAUCACCCUCCGUGUCGCCACAAUGACCAAAAGCUUCGUGUUGAAGCCUUCCAAUGUGAGUGUGGUGGAAGGAGAGUCUGUAAGGCUCACGUGCCAAAUUGACUCUGAGCCUCCGGCAACAUUUACGUGGACCCUCGACCAACAACCUCUACCUCAAGAUGACAGGUACGCAACCUUCAACUCAGGUGUGCUUCAUAUAAAUGGAGUACAGAGGACUAAUGCUGGCAUUUAUCGGUGCCUAGCCACAAACUCAGUUGCAGGAAAAGAACGCCACAGCAACGGCAUUUCUGUAACAGUACUGGAAAGGGGUGAGGGGGACAACUACAAACUCCCCUCCUUCCUCUCCCCUAAAGACCCUGUUCGAGUUGUGCAGGGGAAAAAUGCAAUCAUCGAGUGUCUUGCAACAGGUGUGCCACUCCCAACAAUCUCAUGGCAACGAAAAUUGAAUGAUAGUGCGGUCUGGGAGGACUUGAAGAUGGGAGUCAAUGGUGUAUCCAUGAUUGGCCAGGGAACACUUGUUCUCUCCAAUGUUCAGAACACAAGCUCUGGACGUUAUGCUUGUACUGCAAAGUCGUAUAACCCCAACACCAAGAGAGAAGCCAGUGUUUCUAGGGAAAGAGAGUUAGAUGUAUUGACCCCACCUGAAGUCAUUGAUUCUCCAAAGCCCGUAAAUACCUUGUCAGCCAAGACAGCCCGUCUAAACUGCUCAGUAACGGGUCAUCCAACUCCCCGCGUCAUAUGGUACAAAAAUGGGCGGCCUGUCGUCAUUAAAGGACGCAUUGUUCAAUCAGACACCAACCAGCUCCUCUUCUACAAUUCAAUAACUGCUGACAAAGGAAUGUAUCAGUGCCUCGCUAUCAACGAUGCGGGAUAUGCCUCAAGUUGGGCCCUCGUGGUAAUCAACUCGUCCAAGAACCAACCAGAACCACCCCAGAACUUAAAUUAUGUAGUUCUUUCGUCUACCUCGGUUCUCCUGACAUGGGAUGCAGUCCACCCACUCAAUGGCGAGCUCAAAGCUUACUCAGUACAUUAUGUUGAAUCUGAGGGGAGUGCGAUGGAGAGGCAAGAAGUUUCAUUAAAUACAUCACUCCUUCUAGAAGGUCUCAAGCCCAACACAAAUUAUACAGCCUUUGUUAGAGCCUACAGCAACUUCCCUUCAGAAAUCUCAGAAAGCCUGGUGUUCCGCACAGCAGAGGAUGUCCCUACUGAUGUCCCAGCUGUGCAGCUGGUUCCUCUGUCGCCCACAACUCUCUUGGUCAAGUGGAGCCCAUUGGCACCAGAGCAAGCUCGAGGCACUAUCCAUGGAUACAAAAUUCUGUGGAGAAAACGAAACCAUCACUACUACCAUGUCCAAGAGGUUUUGGCAGAUGUGCACGAGUUUCAGAUCACCGACUUGCAUCCAGGAAAGAAAUAUGAAGUACAAGUGCUGGCAGCAACAAAGGCUGGGUAUCCAACCAAGAGUGGCUGGCCUUGGAUACAACAGAAGAUGGGUGAACCAACCCAGGAUGUACCAUUUCCCCCUGAGGUCACACUGAAGGUGCUCAAUGAUACUAGCAGUGAUUCAGCAGGAAGGCUGGCAAUUAAGGUGGACUGGGAAGUUUCAUCAGAAAACAAAGUAGAAAUUGAAGGCUUCUGGUUGAAAUACAAACGGCAGGAUCAGACGUGGAAUGAACCCAUCACUUUUCCACCAACACAGAAAUCAUAUACCAUAACUGGCUUGGAAGCUGAUUGGUAUGAAGUCCAGGUGAAGGCUGUAAGUGCCAAUGGUGAUGGCGAGCCGACUGUGAACGUGAUUCACACUCGCCUCCCAAACCAAAGCACACAGUUUGCAAACACUACUUCCAGUAUUGAUAGGCUGGAGGCAGAUUCUCGGUCUCAGACAAGCGUUCACUUGUCCUGGAGAGUAACAGAAGGUCAGGAUGGAGCAGCUUAUUACACUGUCAAGUACCAGCAGAUCACGCAUUCACCAAAUCCAGCAGAAGCAACAUUUGUCCGCAGUGACACUCCAGAGAUUGUAAUCACAGGCUUGAAACCAUUCAGCACAUAUGAAUUCAGUGUUCGUGCUCAUGAAUCAGAGAAGACAUAUGGCCCUUUUAGUCAUCCUGUUCAAGCUAUGACUAUGGGUAACCUCCCAUCAUCACCAGAGGAUUUCAUGUAUGAACCUACGGAUGCUUCUACGAUCCGCCUGAAAUGGAACCCACCAGAACAGUUGACUGGGACUCUGAAGAAGUAUGAAAUUCUCUACAGUCUGGAUAAGCAGAAGCCUUUAUCUGAGUGGGAUGUGCAUGAGGUAGAGGGUGAUGCCACGGCAGAUACG